GAUUAACUUCGAGCAGAGAUUUCGCCCUCGAAAACUCGUGAGCUCGGAGAUUUCGUCGACUGUGUUCGUAGCUUGAAAAUGGUAGACGAAGAGAGCGCACGGGACGGAAAAUAUAGAACAUCGAAAGCUAUUACGAACGAUCCCUCGCGAUGAAGAAUCGAAGGUACGAUCGAGAUUGAAGGUAGGGAGUACCGGGACAGCUGGGAAGGGGCACACGUAGCGUAAAAGUAAGAGAAGCAGCAGGCCGCGCUAUUCACGAUCCAGAGACACUUCUCUUUAUUCUCGUUCCGUACAGCUGGUUAAAAGCCUUCUCCUUUAGUCGUCGUCCGCCAACGACGGUACGUGUGCGGCAGCAUCGCGCGCUGCACCGAUCCCUGUUGCGCGCUUUUGUGUGUUCUCUCUCCUAUCUCUCUCUUUCUCUCUCAUUCUCUAUCUCUCUCUUUCUCUCUUUCUCUUUCUCUCUAGAAGCGAGUUCGCCGAUUGUUCUCUUUUAUUUUCCAAUUACGACAUUCCAAAUCGCACAUAUCCGAUUCUUCUUCGGAUCACCGAGUGAAAGUGAAAGCGUCCGGCGGCUUGGGGGCUAACUUUUUCGUAUAUUCCGCGCUAUAUCGUUCGUCUCUGUGUUCGAGUUCGAGUCGCAGGCGGUGAAGGUGUCCGAACGAAUGUCGCGGGUUGACAUCAGUCCGAUUGCGCUGCAACGGGACAAAGACAAAUGAGAAAGAAACGGUGAUCUCGAUUAACGGUCGCUUGCGGUUACCAUUUGUCGCGUAACCACCGAUAAUCCCGAAGAGGAAGCGGGGAGUUUACGCGACCUUGUAAAAUAUAAUUCCGGGACAGUGACUAAUUAGGCGUAACCAGGAAGCGGUACCGUUCGAUAUGAUAGCGACGAAGGGAGUGUCCUUGCUCGGUAGAAUUGUGGUCCCCUCGUGAUAUGUCCUUGGAACUUGCAACUCGACAGUCGACCAUGAUCCAAUCAUGAUUUCCGCGACGAGAACACGAAUCUGUCCUACGCCGUGUCGAGUUAACAAUUGUCCAAAUUGAUACGGUUCCCCGAGAGGCCCGUCAUUCACGCACAGAGGUCGAGCAGACUCUGAGAUUUGACUUGUUAAUACGACUACAGCUCGUUCGAAAUGUCAUUAGUGAAUUUUACCUUGCCCUAUCAAUCGGCGACGAUGGCGCCGUUCCUCUACACGGGCGCGGGGCAUACGACAGCCAACAAUCUCCGCCUGAACGCCUUGUUGCCGUCGGCAGCUGUGCCAACUUUUAAUGAACAGGAACCUUUUCAUAACGAGCCUUACGUAUCUCCGAUCAAGUACCGUCAGCAUCAGCAACGACGUCAGACAACGACGCAACAGAAGAGUCGUGAGAUUUACGCGGAGCAGUCGUCUUUCUCAUCGACGCAGGACACUCGUUAUGCCGUUUAUAAUCAAGACUUCAGGAGAACACAGCCGAGACAGCAACAGCAGCAGCAGCAGCAGCAGCAGCAGCAGCAGCAGCAGCAGCAGCAGCAGCAGCAGCAGCAACAACAGCAGCAGCAGCAACAACAAAUGAGACCACCUCCCUCGUCGUUUCAACAACAACGAAAUCAUGCGUCCGAAUCGGCCAAACCUCGUACGGAAGAACAAGAAAAUUAUCCUGAGAGACCCAAUGGUUACACAAGAGUUAACGGCGGGAGCUCCAUUGGUCCAGGCACCAAAACUUCGGUCCACGCUGUGUUGGAUUACGACGACGAUUUUGAUGAUUAUUACGACGACGACGAUCAGGAUGUGCCGACCAACGCACACGUCACACCUAUACAAGGGCCAAUUUUCCUAAAGAAUGGUUCUGUUCCUGUUGUGCCAUUGUACUCGUAUCCUCAGCUAAACAACGGCACAUUCGUACAAAUACCGAUACUUUGGACCGCGCUUUCGGUGGCAUUAGGUGUCGAGCUGAGGGGAGAUUUGGUGCGAGGUGCACCGUGUAUCAAAAGAUAUCACCAGUUAUUUUGCCCUACCGCGGGGAACACAUACCCGAUAGAACGAAUAGAGCGUUUUAUCGAUGAAAAUAAGGCGUUGAUGAAAAGGAUGUAUGGUGACUUUGAGAUGAAUCCAGGAUACGGAUCGAGCGCGAGCGAACCCGGACAUCGCACUCGAACACGAAGAAAAAGUAGAGAAGCGCGGAAACACGAUAGUCCGGACGGCGGACCUAGAGAACGAAACGACGAGAUACAGGUAGAAGGCGAGAUCGACGAGGAAUAUUUCGGCAAGAAUAGAAACCCGAGACAGUCUUUCGGGAAGAAUCGCAGCUCGGAGAGCGGCAGGAUUGACGCGUGCGAGUCUAAAGUCGAAAUCGUCACUCCCUAUUGGGCGAGCAACAGCGCCGGAAAGAUUCGCGCCAUUGUGAAUACUCAGCAUUUCGAGCAGGCCAUACAUCAGGAAGUGUGCUCGAAAACACAGACGAACCGUUGUGGCGGGGACUGUGGAUGCGAGCAGAAGUACAAGUGGCAUAGAUUGCUCGCGUACGAUCCCGAUAACGAUUGCAAGGGUAUAUUCAUGGAUUGGUUCUUGUUUCCUUCCUGUUGCGUUUGCAGAUGCGACCCGACUACCAACAACAAGUUCCCUUCGUCGAGUAGCAGAAAUUGAUGCGGCUCGACAAAACGAUCGCCGACAGAAAGGUUGACAUACUUUCAUUUUUAAUGCAUUUCAGGACGAGUGCGUUAUUGACAGCUUAGAUGCUUAGGCGAUCUUAAAAUUAGUCAAAUAGUGAUCAGAUGAAAAUUCGUAAAUUCAUCUUAGAUAAGUGAUUUCUUUAAAUGUAUCUAGAUACAUUGGAUACAUUAAAUGUAUUUAGAUACGUUUUAAAUAUAUCUAGAUAAAGGAUAAAAUUAUAUGACGACUCAUCCAGACAACUUCUCUAGGUAGAACUUUCUCUAGAUAGAAUAUUGUUUUUUUAAGACUAUUUACAUAAAAACAGUUAUGUGAAAAGAUUGCAAAUUGUAAGAAAGGGAUAUAAAAAUAUAUUCAUACUUUUAUUUAUAAGCUCUUAUUACAAGAACGACAGUUUUUCCCAUGUGCUAUCCAAUAGAUAAUUUCUGCGAGGAACAUAAUUUUGUUGUUCACUUUGUCACGAUAAAAGUAAAGAUAAUACUUUCUUCCAUCUGAGAUAUAUAUGAAGAUAACAUGUAUCUUCAGUAUCUGAAUAAGAUGGCACAGAGACUUCAUCUAGGUGAUUUUCUUUAUCAUUUCACUUAGAUAACAGCAAACACAAAAUGGAUAUCCAAUAAGAAAAGCUAUCCUCCAAGAAUUUCCAUUGGACGUCGGCUGCAUUUCGAAGUGCACCGAAGAAAAACUGUCAACCUUCCUGAUCGGCAAUCUUGCAGUCUGUUGCAGAACAGUUUGGACACAUCUUUUCUGAUAAUGUUAAGAGCAUUUCAAGUUGUCAUAAUUCUCCGCAGUUACGUAAUCGAUUAUGGAAAAGAUUCGUCUAAAAUGUCCCGCAAUCGACUAUACUUACCUCCAUGUGCCGUAAUUCUGUUGCCAUGUGAACUGCGACGGUGAACGGCGCAGGAUGUCUCUUGAUGAAAAACACGAUGCGAAAUAUACUCUGGAGAAAAUUGCGAAUAAGAGACAGUCGAAUAGUUUCAUGUAACGCGUAGCGUGGAGCGGACUAUUUCAGUAACACAGAUUUUAUUAUUUAUAAGAAAAAUAUAAAUGUUAUCGUUUGCGUAGUUUCCCCGAUGAAUGUCGAUUAUGAUUACAAUAAAGUGUUAUUAGUCAGCGCGUUUAGCCCAUAAAUAAUUCAGCGCACGAGGCUCGACAUUGCCUGUCAAUCGCAGCGUGCGCGAUUGUUCCGUUCUCUGCUUUCUCCUCUUUUUCCACCGGAUACACGUGCGAUUCCUCUUCGACUAGAUACGAUGCGUAUGACCGUGGCACGUGACCGCUAUUAGGACUCGUUGCAUCAUAGUGUGCAACUCUCGUAAAAUAAGUAUAUAAUAAAGUGUCAAUGAUUUGUAUAUAUUGCGUAUAACGAUUACACUCCUUACUUGAGACCAUAUAAUUCUUUUUGUGUGAAUAAAAGUACCUAUGGAGAGAA
This is a messenger RNA of Odontomachus brunneus, 4071 nucleotides long. RefSeq names its product protein spaetzle 3-like (gene spz3). Gene Ontology annotation, molecular function: Toll binding; growth factor activity. The transcript has 7 exons. The coding region runs from base 1131 to 2621 and encodes 496 amino acids. Gene Ontology annotation, biological process: regulation of Toll signaling pathway; central nervous system formation; innate immune response. Gene Ontology annotation, cellular component: extracellular region. The record is from RefSeq and is a predicted model, not a curated record. Lineage: Eukaryota; Metazoa; Arthropoda; Insecta; Hymenoptera; Formicidae.